GCUUCUAAUAUCUGAAUAAAAAUGUCAUUUGUAAUGAUUAUUUUUUAUUUGAAUAUUUGUGCCUCAUAAUGGUUAAAGAGGGAAAGCUCUGCUUACUGUUUCAAAUCAUUAGCAUGCCCCUGAAUUCCAAUAACUAGAUUUUUAACAGGUGGAAAGCAGUUUAUGCCUAUGUGUGUGCAUCUGUGUAAUGCUGUAUCUGUUAAGAAUUGUAGUUCAAGGACCUUGUAAAGUGGGAAAUGGGCCUUUGAUUGAACCCGUCAUGUAUGUUAAGGGUUUGGAGCUGGCAGCAUAAUUCUACUGCAUUUGAGCUUCAUCCAUGGAAUGGAUUCAUAUCUUUUAUUUCUUUUUUAACGUUUUGAACAUUUUAGGAUUUUAUAUUACACAGAGAUACGUGCAUUAAAUACAGAUACAUAUUGUCUUCAGUUUCUGCAUUUUUCUACAAUUAUGUUGUAUUAAUUUUUUAUAUUUGUUGAUUUAAUGCUUCAGUUGCGAUUUCAAAGCCAGUUCCAGCCUAGCAACAGAUCGUGAUUGUUCAACCAACCAUUUCAACCGUGAAAUAAUCGAAAUACAAAUUAGUGACACAGUCAUGUCUGGACUUGUUGAAGGCCUUCCGGAUGCUGUUGUCAUCAGGUGCCUUGCACGGGUACCUUUCUACAUUCAUCCCAAGUUAGAGCUUGUUUCCCGUUCCUGGCGAGCUGCCAUUCAUAGCACCGAACUUUUCAAUGCCCGACAGGAGGUUGAAUCAACUGAGGAGUUUAUAUGCGUGUGCGCAUAUGACCCUGACAAUUUGUGGCAGCUCUACGAUCCUCGUCAUGACCUCUGGAUUACUCUCCCGGUUCUCCCCUCAAAUAUCAGGCACCUUGCCCACUUCGGUGUCGUCUCUACUGCAGGAAAACUCUUUGUGCUAGGUGGUGGAAGUGAUGCCAUGGAUCCUUUGACAGGUGACGAGGAUGGAAGUUUUGCAACUGACGAGGUCUGGUCAUAUGACCCUGUAGAUCGGAAAUGGCAACCCCGGGCGUCCAUGAUCGUCCCUCGUGCAAUGUUUGCAUGUUGUGUGUUGGAUGGAAAGAUAGUGGUUGCCGGUGGCUUUACUAACUGCCGGAAAUCAAUCUCUAAAACAGAAGUCUACGACCCGGAAAAGGACUUGUGGGUUUCAAUACCGGAUCUCCACCGCACACACAAUUCUGCUUGUACAGGAGUUGUCAUUCGAGGUAAGAUUCACGUCUUACACAAAGGUCUAUCGACCGUCCAAGUUUUGGACAAUAUUAAGCAGGGGUGGACGGUUUAUGACUACGGUUGGCUUCAGGGUCCCAUGGCAGUUGUUAAAGGGAAGCUGUACAUAAUGAGUCAUGGGCAGAUUUACAAGCAGGAGACAGAAUCGAGUAAGCUGGUUGUCUCAGCAUCCGAGUUCCGUAGGAAGAUUGGUUUCGCGAUGAUUGGACUGGGAGACGAUAUUUAUAUCAUUGGAGGGGUUAUUGGCCCGGACAGGUUAAAUUGGGAUAUAAAAGUGACGUCUGAUGUUGAUGUUCUGACACUCGGAAAUGAGAGACCAGUUUGGCGUCUCAUGUCUCCUAUGACCCGAUGCGGGGGAACUGUACUAGGUUGUACUCAGCUAAGGAUUUAGGUCAUUCAUAUUCGUGAUAGAAGUUCUUAUGUCCAUGCUCAAAAGAAGGAAGAAAUCAGGGCAAGCACGGGUUAUGCUUGUAGUUUUAGCCGUGCAAUGCUUUCUGUUGUUGAGUUUUCGGACAAGCUUUUUAUUUAUGUCCAAUAUCCUUUGAGAUAGGCAUUAUUUCAGUGUCAUAUGAGAAAUACAGUGUAUUAGCAUGACGAAAUCUUUUAAUGUUAUUUCAUUUCUUCAA
Olea europaea var. sylvestris is the source of this 1859-nucleotide messenger RNA. RefSeq names its product F-box/kelch-repeat protein SKIP30-like. NCBI's taxonomy places the organism in Eukaryota, Viridiplantae, Streptophyta, Magnoliopsida, Lamiales, Oleaceae. Gene Ontology annotation, molecular function: protein binding. The transcript has a single exon. The coding region runs from base 587 to 1624 and encodes 345 amino acids. The record is from RefSeq and is a predicted model, not a curated record.